UUAAAAGCGGUUAUCGUGUAUGUAGAAAAAUUUUGUUAAUUGAAUAACACCAGAUGAGGACGCUCUCUUUCGAGAACCUCAGGAGGCUCGUCGGCCGUAGGAAGGAUCGGGACGAGCCAUCCUUCGAGCGGAGUGAGUCCUUCAAGCGCAUCUCUAUAAGGAAAAGUUAUCUGGAUCGUGGUAAAAGACGUACAAGACUACAGAAGGCUAAUGAUACAUCUGAUACUAUCACUGCUGCUUCAGUGGUAACAAUUGAAGUGUCUUCACGAACCAGAACAAAAAAUAUUGUAGGCCCAACUAUUAUUCAGGUUCACGGUGGUGAUAAUGUAUCUGAAGAAUUUGAUUUGGAUGAGAAAAACGAGAAAAAAAUCACUCGCGAUGGCGUUGAAAUUAUUGGGAUGAACGAAGUAGUAGAAGAGGAAGACGAUGAAGAUGAAAAAAAAGUAAAGAGAGAUACACCUGCAGGAACAAUCGUAUAUGGCCAAUGGUUGAAUGAUGUUGAUUCUUCAUACUCAUCUAGAGAUACAAAAUCCAGAAUAGACUCUUACUCAUCUCAAGAUUCCAAAUUUAACCUUGACUCUUCUAAGGAAAAGAUUUAUAUUUCACAAGAAAAUCGGCCAUUUACAAAGCGAAAUAUAGUACUACCACCUAUACAAAAUCUGAUUGAUAAUGACGAUAAUCGAAGAGUUUCGUCGGUACUUAUAGAACUCGAUAAAUCACCUCAUUUUCCAAGAUCGCAAUCUAGAAUAUUGCAAAGAGGUGAGAUGGAAAAUGUUCAAAUGAUUGUAAACAAUAAAGCCAGAAACAUUUCUAAUGAUUGUAAGUCCGGUAGUGUUACUACGGUAAAUGUUCGUUCAGAUAUUUGGAAAGAUUCUUCAUUUUUAGCAAAAAACAGCAAAUCUCUUAUAUCUUUAAAUCAAGGCAUUGGAAUUAAUUUCGAUGAUAAAUAUAAGGGAAGAUCUGCCAUUGCCAAAACUGUUUCGGCGCCAGAGAAACCAGUUACCAUUAAAAAAGAAACAAAUACAAGAACUUCAGGAUUUAGUUUAUCUCUUUCUUUCUCUAGGUUAACAACGGAUAUACGAGCAGCAGCUCUAACUACUAAAAAUGGGCUAUUUAGAAGGCAUAAAAGAACGUCGCCUAUGAAGCCAGCUCCGAGUGUUAGUGCUGAAGGAUAUUUUGAACGAACAGCUGCUGCAGCUUCAUCUACCCGAAAAUCUCGAAGAAGCUCUGUGGGUAGUGGUAGACGAAGAGCAACAUACGCCUCUAGAAGACGAAAAAUUACUAUGAGUAAGCCUGGAACAAUAUUGGAUACUCCUGUUUGGUUUGUGCCACCAGAAAGACGGAGGUCCAAUCGUCAACGUGGCAGAGUUUGGAGAGAGGUUAGAUGUUUACCGCAAGAAGACGGAAAAUCUGAUGGAGAUAAUGUUGAUAGUAGAAGUAAUGAUUGGUCAAAUGAUUCGAACCUUUCGGAUGAAUUUGAUGACAAAAAACUUCUACUAUCAGGAGACUUUGAAGAAAAAUCAGAAGAAAAACAGAAUCCUAAAAAAAUGGACACUGGAUCUACUCUCGAUUCCUCAUCUUUAUUGUCAAGUGCGGUGAGUUUAGCAUCUUUGAAACCAAAAAUAAGUGACUUCAAUGAAGAUAAGAUUUUUUACGAAGAAUAUCGCGGUGAAAAGUCGAAAGACAGUAGCUUAACGAAAAGUAAUUUCUUUGCGAGUAGCCAAUUUCUAGGUUUUGUGGCGAAAAGUAAUGCCGAGAAUGUGGUACACAAUUCACGAUAUGAUUGCACGUCAUCGAGUGAAAGCGAGCCUGAUGAACAGCGCCGAGUUUUAUUGGUUGUUGGUAGUAAUAAAAAGGAUGCAAAAGAUGCACUGAACCUGAACGUCACUGAAGCUAAAACAGUAAACGAAAGGAGAAAUUGCUCAGUUGUAUUGGUAGUUGAGGGUCAAAGAUCGUGUACCGCCAGCAGGCAGCAAGAGGUAGGGCCUGGCCAGAGAAGACGACCCCUGAGGAGAAGAUCGCAGUUGAGACGAGGCCCAGGAAUAGCAGGCAAUAAUGCCCGUGGACAGCCAGUUUAUCUAGCGAGAAGACGAUCCUCCCUCAGGAGAAGACCAUGCAGAGAUAUCACACAAAAAGGUUAUGAAAAAAAAAGGACGCGUUUGCUACAGCAGUAUGCGUCGAAACAGCUUGGCGGGAAUAAUGGAAAUGGCGGUGGUGGCGGCGGCAUUAUUGGUUUGGAAAGAACAAGUUUUGGCAGUGGCAGCGGCAGCGGCGGUGGCGGUGGCGGUGGAGGUGGCGUCAACGUCGGCGUCCGUCCGCAGCCACGCGCCCGACGUACUCAACGUCGCGUCACUCACUCUGAAAAGCGCUAUCAUUCAGGCGGACGCCUAGUACCUAGUGGAAUAGCCAGUCCUCCGGGAUCUGGCAGCUCCACGAGCAACAAGAAUAACACUGGCAACUCAAAUUUGGCAGCGACAAGACGUGGAAACCGCAGACUCACGCGCAAUGAAAGCCGCUAUCAUUCUGAAGUAAGGCAAGAGGCGGUGCAACAGGCGUUAGCAGCUAUGCAGAGUCGACCUAAACCUUCACUGCCAAUGCCCUCGAAGCGGACUUCGGUGAUGGCUCGCAGUCCCGAGCGCUCAGAACGUACAAACUCAGGUCUAACCGGACACACGGGCGGUGCCGGCGAAUCCAGUAGCGAUGAGGACAGCGUGGUCACGGAAGAAAGCCCUGGAGCGGGUGGUCCUAGUGGUACUGGGCUCUCGGACACAAGCAGUACCGGUUCCGCAAGGGACACGCCGCCGCCGCCGAGGCCGCCUGCCAGAAGGCCACCCGCUGAUAUUACUGACAUCGCCGAGUACACUCCCCAUGCCUACUGCAACCUCGUGCAGCCACCCGAUGUCACGCACACCAACACGCAAUCACGACGACCAGCAGGUGCAGAUCGGGUAAACCGAUAUCACGUAGUAGAAGAAAAUAAUACAGGAACGACGGGACGCUGGAAAGUCUCAGCAAAAAUCCAACAACUAUUAAAUACUCUGAAACGGCCAAAGCGCAGGCCACUGCCGGAGUUUUACGAAGAUGACGACAUUGAGCUAGAAAUUGCGGCGAAUCCAAAAGAUCCAAAUGCUCCUAAACCGGAAGGUGGCACUAUGACACCAGCCGUCGGCGAGCAGCUCUCCGUGCCUUCCGGUCUUCCUCGAUCCGUCGAAGCUUCCAUUCAAAGAUACGGUUCGGCGUCAUACAAAGCACCAGCAGCAACAGUCCUAGAUCCGAAUGGCAAGCUCUGUGUGACGCUGACAUAUGGGAAACUGCUAAGUCGCUCCUACAAAAUAGCAUAUACGCUGUUAAACAAGGCGUUAAGUAGAGUGGUAGGGGAGUGCUGCCUGAAGCCUGGUGACCGAAUCGCUCUCGUCUAUCCAAACGAUGAUCCCAUCAACUUUAUAUGCGCGUUUUACGGCUGCCUACAAGCGGGUAUCGUGCCGGUGCCCAUCGAGGUGCCACUCACGCGCCGCGACGCUGGGUCUCAGCAGAUCGGCUUCCUCCUCGGAAGUUGUGGCAUACAGGUUGCGUUGACGAGCGAGGCAUGUUUGAAGGGUCUUCCGAAAACUACUGCUGGUGAGGUCGUCGCAUUCAAGGGCUGGCCGAAGCUGCAUUGGUUCGUGACGGAGCACCUGGGUAAAACACCCAAGGAAUGGAUGCCACCAACGCGACUUACCGAUGAUACUCCAGCAUACAUAGAAUACACUACUGAUAGGGAUGGUUCAGUCAUGGGGGUUACAAUAACAAGAGCAGCGAUGCUCGCUCAUUGUCGCGCUCUUACACAAGCCUGUGGUUAUACCGAAGGCGAGAACGCCGUUUGUGUGCUUGAUUUUAAGCGUGAAGUUGGUCUGUGGCACAGUACUCUGACAAGUAUUCUGAACGGUAUGCACGUUAUCUUCAUUCCAUAUGCGCUUAUGAAGGUAAAUCCAGCGAGUUGGAUGCAGAUGAUAACAAAGCAUCGUGCUAGUGUGGCAGUCGUGAAGUCCCGGGAUUUGCACUGGGGCCUCCUAGCUACAAAGGAUCACAAGGACAUAUCGUUGUCCACAUUGAGACUUCUGCUGGUAGCUGAUGGAGCGAAUCCUUGGUCUUUGUCAUCAUGUGACCAGUUUCUCUCGGUCUUUCAAUCGAAGGGUCUCAGACCCGAUGCCGUUUGCCCGUGCGCCUCCUCUAGUGAGGCUCUGACUGUGUCGGUGAGAAGGCCCGGUAGAGCAGGAGUCAACGCUACUGGCAGGGGUGUUCUUAGCAUGUCUGGAUUAAGUUAUGGGGUUGUUAGAGUCGACCAGGAGAACUCACUAACAUCCCUUACACUACAGGACUGCGGGCAGGUCAUGCCUGGAAGCAUCGUAACAGUCAUAAAAAUGGAGGGACCGCCACUAAUUUGUAAAACAGACGAAGUCGGUGAAAUUUGUGUGCAUAGCGCAGCAACGGGCAGCCAGUACUGGGGCCUUCAAGGCCUUACAAAUAAUAACUUCAAAGUAUCACCAUUGCAAGCUGAAAAUCAACUGCUCGGUGAUGUUGAGUACGCACGGUCUGGUCUCCUAGGAUUUCUUGGACCCGGAAAUCUUGUCUUUGUCUGUGGAUCAAGAGAUGGACUCAUGACUGUUACCGGCAGAAAGCAUAAUGCCGAUGACAUCAUAGCAACUGUAUUGGCAGUUGAACCUAUGAAGUUUAUCUACAGGGGAAGAAUUGCAGUGUUUAGUGUGAGGGUAUUGAGAGACGAAAGAAUAUGCGUUGUUGCUGAGCAGCGACCAGAUUGUAGUGAGGAAGAGAGUUUCCAAUGGAUGUCACGAGUUUUGCAAGCAGUUGACUCCAUUCAUGCGGUUGGUAUCUACUGUCUGGCAUUAGUACCACCUAACUACCUUCCCAAAACACCUCUCGGUGGUAUCCAUCUCUCGGAGACUAAGAGACGCUUCCUUGAGGGCACGCUUCAUCCGGCUAACGUCUUACUUUGUCCGCAUACCUGUGUUACGAAUUUGCCAAAGCCACGUGAGAUUCAUUCGGCGGGGGAUUAUGUUCCAGACGUGGGUCCAGCCAGUGUCAUGGUGGGAAACAUUGUCCAGGGCAACAGGCUGGCUUCUGCGCAAGGUAGAGAUAUGGGUGUCCUCGAUGAGGACAGCGAUAAUGCCAAAAAGUAUCAGUUCAUUUCGGAGAUACUGCGGUGGCGCGCAGUUGGUACCUCGGAUCAUGUGAUAUUCACCUUGUUAAAUUCUAAGGGUGCGGUCGCAGCUUCACUGUCCUGUUCACAGCUCCAUAAGAAGGCCGAGCGUAUCGGCAAUCUACUGAUCGACCGUGCGAGGCUCAAUACCGGCGACCACGUGGCCCUUCUCUUUCCACCCGGAACUGACCUUAUAUGCGCCUUUUAUGGCUGUCUUUAUGUGGGCGCUGUCCCGGUAACGAUACGGCCACCACACCCCCAGAAUCUACAGACGACUUUGCCGACCGUGCGGAUGAUUGUCAAUGCCAGCGAAUCCGUCAUCAUUCUUACCAAUCAAAACAUUAUGAAAUUGCUUAAAUCUAAGGAGGCUAACAAUGUUGUCGAAGUAAAGAGCUGGCCAGUAAUAUUUGACAUGGAUGACAUGCCAAAGAAGAGGGUUCCAGUUUUUUAUCGAGCUCCGACUGCGGAGAUGCUUGCCUAUUUGGACUUCAGUGUGUCAACGACGGGUAUGCUUGCGGGUAUAAAGAUGUCUCACGCGGCCGUCACUUCCUUAUGCCGAGCGAUGAAACUCGCGUGCGAGCUGUAUCCAUCUCGGCACAUAGCACUUUGCUUGGAUCCCUACUCAGGAUUAGGAUUUGCAUUGUGGUGCCUCAGCAGUAUAUACAGUGGUCAUCAUUCGAUACUUAUACCUCCAUCAGAGGUUGAAGCAAAUCCAGCACUUUGGCUAUCCGCCGUAAGUCACUCAAGAGUACGCGAUACUUUUUGCUCUUACGGUGUAAUGGAACUUUGUACAAAGGGUCUUGGAUCAUCGGUCCAUGCCUUAAAAGCGCGAGGUGUAAGCCUGGCGUGUGUAAGGACCUGUGUUGUUGUUGCUGAGGAAAGACCAAGGAUAGCACUAACAACAAGUUUUAGUAAACUCUUUUCCGCUCUUGGAUUGAGUCCUCGAGCGGUCUCCACUUCAUUCGGUUGCAGAGUCAAUACAGCCAUAUGUUUACAGGGUGCUUCGAGUCCCGAGCCAUCGACGGUUUACGUGGACUUACGAGCGUUGCGUAACGACCGUGUUUCUCUGGUAGAACGAGGAUCACCACACUCGCUUUGCCUCAUGGAAUCUGGAAAGCUACUGCCAGGCGUAAAAGUAAUAAUUGCCAAUCCUGAGACGAAGGGUCAAUGUGGUGAUUCACAUCUCGGGGAGAUUUGGGUGCAAUCUUCGCACAAUGCCAGCGGAUACUUCAGUAUAUAUGGCGACGAGAGUGAUUACGCGGACCACUUUAAUGCACGUCUUGUGACUGGAAACACUAAUGAAGUAUACGCGCGCACUGGAUACCUUGGCUUCUUACGACGCACUGAAAAUGUACAACAGAGUGGUGGACCUGGCGACGUCCCGGGAGAUAACGGUUCGAUAUCAGAGGCUGAUGUUGCACCUGGAGAUUCAGAACUCCACGACGCCGUUUUUGUUGUUGGUGCGCUCGAUGAGGCAAUACUUCUCAGAGGCAUGAGAUAUCAUCCAAUCGAUAUCGAGAAUAGUGUUAUGAGGUGUCAUAAGAAAAUUGCAGAAUGUGCUGUAUUUACGUGGACGAAUUUACUGGUGGUCGUAGUGGAACUUGAUGGCAGUGAGAGCGAAGCACUCGACCUCGUUGCUCUCGUCACUAGUGCUGUCCUUGAAGAGCAUCAUCUUGUCGUUGGUGUAGUUGUUGUUGUUGAUCCCGGAGUCGUGCCGAUAAAUUCACGAGGUGAAAAGCAACGCAUGCAUCUACGUGAUGGAUUUCUCGCCGAUCAGCUCGAUCCUAUUUACGUUGCAUACAACAUGUAAAUCGUAAUAAAUUUGCGUUUUUCUCUAGAAACAAAGAAUAGCGCAUAGAACAAUAAGUUUCGCAUAAAUUUUUCAUGUUCUAUGAAUUUUUUGUGACGUUUCCAUUGAUGGAAAUUCAUUAAUAGAUUAUAGUUUACCUUUUAUUUAUUUCGAAUGACUUACGUAAAAGCUACGUAAUAGAUGAAUCCAAGAAUACUUGUCUUUAUGAUUUUUUCGUGAUUUACUUAGCGCACAUGCAAGUAUAUUUUUACUUGCUAUUUGUU
Ceratosolen solmsi marchali is the source of this 7270-nucleotide messenger RNA. It is a transcript of the gene DIP2, whose product is annotated as disco-interacting protein 2. The coding region runs from base 54 to 7007 and encodes 2317 amino acids. The transcript has 17 exons. The record is from RefSeq and is a predicted model, not a curated record. NCBI's taxonomy places the organism in Eukaryota, Metazoa, Arthropoda, Insecta, Hymenoptera, Agaonidae.